This is a messenger RNA of Pseudomyrmex gracilis, 2358 nucleotides long. RefSeq names its product probable 28S rRNA (cytosine-C(5))-methyltransferase (gene Nsun5). NCBI's taxonomy places the organism in Eukaryota, Metazoa, Arthropoda, Insecta, Hymenoptera, Formicidae. Gene Ontology annotation, molecular function: methyltransferase activity. The record is from RefSeq and is a predicted model, not a curated record. The coding region runs from base 193 to 2196 and encodes 667 amino acids. The transcript has 6 exons. Gene Ontology annotation, biological process: rRNA base methylation. Gene Ontology annotation, cellular component: nucleolus.
AACCCAUUCCAAGGCACGUGAGCGCUCAAAAUGAACGCAUCCAGUUGAUGAUAAAUCUAACCUAACCUGAUUCAAUUUGUCAUAACCUGUAUGAUAAGCAAGGAACCUGCAUGUAAAAUUUCUUCUUUUAUUUAUUAAUUAAUCUCUUUAAUGUGAUAAAGCUGCAUUUUGUCAGAAACAUACAUUCGUAAUAUGUCAAACGGAUACGUGCAUUCCGUGAAAGUUCCGCGUCUCUACAAGUGUACCGCUGACAUCGUGCGCCGUGCGCGAGAGAAUGGUGCCAAUCUGAAAUCUCUCAUUUUCGAGACGAAACACACUAAUACUUCUGCCGUAUAUGGCUUGUCGAUGAAUACUCUGAGAGCGUUCUCUCAGUUAGAUCAGCUUCUCGAAAACACCAAAAUUCUUGUCGAGCAACCACGUUUAGACCCCUGGCUAGCCAGAGUUCUAAUAACAGAGCUCUUGUGGGGCAAGAAGAAACUGCAAAGCGAGGCUAAACCAAUUCAAACCGUGCUGGCCUAUACGGACAAGCUGAGAGAAGAAGUGAAGAAUUUAGAAUACCAAAAACCCAUCAUCUCCCACAAAGAUAAAGCACAAAAGCCUAGAUACGUCCGUAUCAAUACGCUUUUGUUAUCAAUAGAAGAAGCCCUUUCCUUUUUGCAAGAAGAAGGAUGGGAGUUAUUACCCAAAAGCACAACAUAUCCUUUAUAUCUGCAAACUGUAUCUCGUUUAUCGGAGCCUUAUUUUAUACAAGAUUUUCAUAUACCGGAAAUAUUGACUUUUCCAUCUGGAACGGUGUUUUACGAUCAUCCCGGUUAUCAGAAGGGCAAAUUGCUUCUUCAAGAUAAGGCUAGUUGUUUGCCUGUUUACUUGUUGCUAAAUCCUGAUGUUGGUUCCACGGUACUGGAUAUAUGUGCGGCACCCGGUAUGAAAGCCACAUAUAUAGCAGCAAAACUGAAGAAUAUCGGGACGGUGUAUGCUGUGGAAAUCGAUACUGCGAGAUUUAAAGCAAUGGUGCAACUUGUGGAGAAGACAAAGUCUUCCUGCGUUCUAUCCAUUAAUCAAGAUGCCUUGACUCUUGAUCCAAAACAGUACUCGUCCGUGGAAUACAUUUUGGUGGAUCCGUCUUGUUCUGGCUCAGGUAUCGUCGACAGACCGGAAGAGAGCAACAUGAUCGGCAGAACUGAUUCAGAGCGUCUGAAAAAUCUGCAAUCAAUUCAGGUUUAUCUUCUUAGAUACGCGCUGUUUAACUUUCCAAAAGCAAAGAGAAUAGUCUACAGCACCUGUUCUAUUCAUCCUGAAGAGAACGAAGAAGUAAUAGACGAAGUUCUCGCCGAUAUCGGCGACGCUUAUCGUCUGGUACCGGGUAAACAAUUGUUGCCGAACUGGAUGAACUUCAGCUCAGAACAAUAUCAGUGCGGGGAUCGAUGUUUGUAUGCGAGGUCAGAUAUUGAUUUCUGCAAUGGGUUUUUCGUGGCAGUGUUUGAAAGGAAUUUUGAUGUACCUAUACCAAAAUUUACACGUAAAGGAGGUAACGCGUGUUCCUCUGUCGAAGCUGAUCCAGAUGUAAAAUGUGAUAACAAGGCGAAGAAAGUUCCACAUAAAAAAAAGCGCGGAAAGAACAAGAACACAGAAGAAUUCUUAAUUGGUAAAGUGAGCGAUAUUGAAUCUGUAUCGCAAACGGAAGAUCAAGCGAUAAAUGAGGCAAAACCGAAGAAACGCAAAAAGAAAUUACAAGAAACUGAUGCUUGUUCCUCAACAAACUUGAAUCGUGAAGAACUAGGAUCGAGUAAGUCGGAAAGUAUUCAGAAUGAGACGGAAGACGUGGAAUCGAAGAAAUCAAAGAAAAAGAAGAAAUCAAAGCGCAAAGAUAUACCUGAGAUAAGAGAAAAUAAUGAAGUAAUGGAAGUAAACAAAGAUAUGGAAAAUGAGCCAACAAAGAAGAAAAAGAAAACUGGCAAUAAGGAAGAUGAAAAACUUUGUGUCACACAAAAAGAACAAGAUGAAACGGAAUUGUUAACCAAAAAGAAAAAGAAGAAACAGAUCACGGACGCAAUUCAUAUCGAUAAUUCUGAAGAAAAUGAAGAAUGUGAGAGAAAAAACAAGAAACAAAAGAAGAAAGAAAAGGAUGUAAAUCAGGAAGAAGUUAAACAAGAAUCAGUUGGAGUACAAAAAAAGAAGAAGAAAAAAGAAGGAUAAUAGAAAGUGAAGAUCCAAUCUUGGGAGUAAAACGUUUGAAUUUAGAUUUUUAAUAAAGAGAAACUGUUUUGCUCCAACAUCCUGCAACUUGGUCUUAAUUUUGAAUUUGUCACGAGCCUACUCAUAGAAUAAUAAAAGAUAAUAUCGAUGAUCAGGAAACUG